Molecule: messenger RNA, 168 nt
Organism: Parastagonospora nodorum SN15
Lineage: Eukaryota; Fungi; Ascomycota; Dothideomycetes; Pleosporales; Phaeosphaeriaceae
Exons: 2
Coding region: 1-168 (55 amino acids)
Source: RefSeq, a predicted model, not a curated record
AUGGCGUCUUUCGCGAUGAUCUGCACAGUGGUAGUCAACGAGUCGUACUCAACGACGCACGCCUGGGCCGCCUGGGCAGGUGCUAGUGGCGCCAUUUUCGAGGUAGGCAUAAGUCCCCGGGAAAAAGCUGCGUGGCGUUCAAGGACGAAAAUGCUCGGUUCAACGUGA